Messenger RNA from Ornithorhynchus anatinus (platypus), 1403 nucleotides. RefSeq names its product ubiquitin associated protein 1 like (gene UBAP1L). The coding region runs from base 1 to 1317 and encodes 438 amino acids. NCBI's taxonomy places the organism in Eukaryota, Metazoa, Chordata, Mammalia, Monotremata, Ornithorhynchidae. Gene Ontology annotation, molecular function: ubiquitin binding. The record is from RefSeq and is a predicted model, not a curated record. Gene Ontology annotation, cellular component: ESCRT I complex. Gene Ontology annotation, biological process: ubiquitin-dependent protein catabolic process via the multivesicular body sorting pathway. The transcript has 5 exons.
AUGAGCUACCUGGCUGACGUCCCGUUCAAGGUGACCGAGAACUUGGUGCUGGAGUCCGAGCUGGUGACGGCUUCGGCUCUGACCCUCCCCGAUGGCACCGGGCUUCUGUCGGGCACCUUGCCCGAUUUCUCCCUGGAGAAGAGGACACUGUUCUGGCUGGAGGCGGCCGCUGGGCGAGAAGCUCCCGCCCAGGGGGUCUCCCCCCGGGCCCCCACCGACAGGGGUCCGUCGGCGCCCCCCUGCUGGCUCCUGCUGCUGGACUCCGGGCCCGGGCUCCGGACGGCCGAGGCCCAGGCUGAAGGGGGUGCUCCUCAGAGGGGGUCCCCGCCCCAGCGCCGCCCGCGGACCGCUCCGGCCCCCACCCGGGCCGGGCCGCAGGGCUGCGCCCCCGAGGCCGACGGGGGCCCCGGCCCGGAAGGCGAUGGCCCGGCACAGCUGCGGCCCCCCGGCCCCGGGGGGAGUCCGGGACUCCAGGCCCACGUCCAGGGGACCCCCCGGCUGCGGCCGGGCCCCGCUACGGACAGGGGUCCCUGGGCCAGGCUGACCCCGGGCGGGGUGAGGAGCGAGCUGGGGGCGGCCGGGAGGCGACUGGCCACCCUCCUGCAGCCCCCGGCCCGGGCAGCCGCCUCCCCAGGCCGGUGGCUGGUGGGCUCCCUUCCCCUCCCCCGGCUCUCUCGGGGUCACAGGAGCCUCGUCUACGCCCCCUCGCCCGCGUCCUCGGGGGGCGCGACGGUCCCCGGUCUUCCCGCCGGUCCGCCUGCCCGGCCACCCACCUGUCCGCCCUCCGCUCGGCCGCCCGGCCCCAGCCCCGGGAGACCGUCCACGGCGGGGACCAUCCCACCCAUCAGGAGCCACAAGCCCACCGUGGCGUCCCUCAGCCCAUACGCCUGCCUCCCCGCCCCUCCCGCGGCCCGGGAGCCCCCGGGGGCCCAGGCCGCCCGCCCGGACCCGACCUCCGACCUGCUGUCGGCCCUGAGCCAGGAGGAGCGGGACCUCAUCGAGCCGGUGCUGGCCCUGGGCUACCCCCUCCCCAGAGCCGUCCUGGCCCUCCAGAGGACGGGAAGACAGAGCCUCGGCCAGUUCCUCAGCUACCUCGGUGCCUGCGACCGCCUGCUGAAAGAGGGCUAUGAAGAGGAGCCGGUGGAAGAGGCCAUGGAGAUGUUCCAGAAUUCCGAGAGAAAGGCAGCUGAAUUUCUCCGCCUCGUGGGGCAGUUCCACGACAUGGGCUUCCGGCGAGACACCAUCAAGGAAGUCCUCCUGCUUCACGAGAACCACCGAGAGAAGACCCUGGAGGAACUGGUGGCCCGAGGCCACUGACUCGCUCCCCCCGACCGACCGCUGACCCAGGCCGAAGCCCCCGGGGAACUCAGAUCCCGACUCGAGAAUCCCGACUGGAGAGAAGC